UCUAUGACGUCAUCAUCAUGCGUCUAAUGAAUGAACGUUCUCUGCCUGAGCCAUCGACAGCAGAUAGACGGUCUGAAGACAACAGGUUUUGAAAGUCUGUUUUUCACUUUUAGGAUGCCUCUCCCACCGGCUUUACUAGCCCGUCUUGCAAAGAGAGGAAUUUUAAAACAGUCAGAGCAUGAAGCUGAGGAGGAGAUCAUUGCUGAGGAUUAUGAUGACAACGAUGUAGACUAUGAGGCCACCAGAGUAGAGAAUUUACCUACUAACUGGUACAAAGUAUUUGACCCUGAUUGUGGUCUGCCGUACUACUGGAAUGUGGAGACAGACCUGGUGUCGUGGCUUGCUCCAAACGACCCCGGAGCUGUUUUGACCAAACCUGCAAAGAAGCAGAAAGGAGAUCCGGGAGACGGCUUGAGAGUUGAGAAACAAAUUGAGAAGGUUGACCGAGAGAUGGAACGAGAAAGAGACAGGGAACGAGAAAGAGACCGGGAAUGGGAGAGGGAGCGGGAACGAGAUCGAGAGAGAGAAAGGCAGCGAGAGGAGGGGAGAGACAACAGAGACCGGGGGGACAGACGGAUGCAGAGGAGAGAAGAUGCUGCUCCAUACAAUAAACCCAAAAGAGGGAGGGAUCGCAAACCAGAGGAGAUGGACCCGAUGGAUCCCAGUGCCUACUCCGAUGCUCCAAAGGGCUCGUGGUCCACCGGCCUGCCCAAGCGCAACGAGGCGAAGACGGGCGCGGACACCACAGCAGCGGGACCACUGUUCCAGCAGCGGCCGUAUCCCAGUCCCGGAGCGGUCCUGCGGGCCAACGCCGAACUCACCAAACGGGACUCUGACUGACCUCACACAGAUGGAGACCUAUACCCACGGAGAGAACCAGCAGCUUGGGCGACACCACCACCACCUCCACCACCACCAGCUGUUCUCUACACUGUCUCUGCAUCGGGGUCCUCUGGCUCAUCUAUGAGGCAUCAACAGAGAGCUACAAAUGUCACUGUAGUAAUGUGUGUACAUAUUUCAAGCCGCGAGUAAUGUCUUUGGAUGAUGCGAGCAGAAACAAGAUCCUUUUGUAGCCCAAGUCCCAAUGGAAGUGUAACCCACAAGCUUAUUGGUGGCAGAGUAUGGACACAUCAUCUUCAGCUUCCUUAUGUCCCCCUAAUUGUUUUAAUCAGACUUCUGAAGGGGAAGUCGUUGUGACUAAUUCAAUCGUAGCCACCCCUGCGUGUGGUGUUCAUCAAGCCGUGCAUAAUAAACCUAUAUGUACGCGAGUGGAUCUGUGGUGUACGGUGUGAGGCCGUAGUCUAUUUCUAUCCUGCUGCACGGGGCUCUGCUGUGUGGGGCUGGGACCGCGGCUCUGGGCUGAGCAUCUGUGCCAGGGAGAGCAGCUUGUCCUCUGCUGGCUUGAAGGUCUUUCGUUUUGCUUGUGUCAGCUUGCAAGGCCGCUGCAGCGCUCCUGAUUGAAUUAACUAUGCUGUUCAGGUCACCUGGUUUUCUUCCCCCAUGUGGGUGGGUGGUAUGUGGCUUUUUUUUUUGUAAAUAUAUUUUACUUUUCUAUUAAAAAAAGAAGGUUGGACAUUAA
Molecule: messenger RNA, 1579 nt
Organism: Clupea harengus (Atlantic herring)
Lineage: Eukaryota; Metazoa; Chordata; Actinopteri; Clupeiformes; Clupeidae
Gene: pqbp1
Product: polyglutamine binding protein 1
Biological process (GO): alternative mRNA splicing, via spliceosome
Cellular component (GO): cytoplasm; nuclear body
Molecular function (GO): ribonucleoprotein complex binding; protein binding
Source: RefSeq, a predicted model, not a curated record